CUCACUACUAUAUAUCUCCUUCCUCCGGUGUCCUGCUGAGCAGCCUGGAAAAACACAAUGACAGAGAUCAAAGAAUCCCGCAAAACAGACCAUACUUUCACUUCCGCGGGUCGAAUCCGACAAUUGAACGAAAUAGACAAGGAUGUGGCCAAGCUAAUUCACUCCGCGGGGCUUGCAAUUCAAGCCCUCACCAAUGCCCGGUCGGGCGAGUCACCCGUCGACAGCUCGCUUGAAUCCCACCAAGCCCGCUUCAAGGAGGCUACGUCACAGUAUUUCGCGCUGCUAUCGUCUAUUGAUGUUCGACUUCGUCGUCAGGUGUAUGCUCUAGAGGAAGCUUCGAUCCUGGCACCGGAGACAGCUUCGCGGGCGGGGGAUCUUCCUGGUGCGGGCGGGGCAGCAGCGGGCGCGUCGAACCCCCUCGAUGUUAGUUGGCUCAACAGUAGGAAGGAUACCGUGGGCAAGGAUAAGGAGGCGGAGUUAUGGGCUGCUGCGAGGGAAUUUGUGGAGCGGAUCAGCAAUCCGGCGUCUACAGGCUCGGCCACAAAGGCAGAAAAUGAUCAAGAGAAGAUGGAGGUUGACUAGUCACCUUGGCAUUGGAUGAUUUAUGACGGAGAUGGAACAGCGCGGCAUGGCAUGAUCUGCAAAUUGUGAACAUGGUGAUUGAAUGCACCGCCGAAGUUCUAUACAAAUUGCUUUCUUGGUUGGGGUCUUGUGCUUUGUCUUGACUAGGAACAGAGCGAACAGUCUGUUUAUGAUACCCAAAUUAC
Aspergillus ibericus CBS 121593 is the source of this 767-nucleotide messenger RNA. Its product is annotated as mediator of RNA polymerase II transcription subunit 11. Gene Ontology annotation, molecular function: transcription coregulator activity. Gene Ontology annotation, biological process: regulation of transcription by RNA polymerase II. Lineage: Eukaryota; Fungi; Ascomycota; Eurotiomycetes; Eurotiales; Aspergillaceae. The record is from RefSeq and is a predicted model, not a curated record. The transcript is spliced from 2 exons. The coding region runs from base 58 to 582 and encodes 174 amino acids. Gene Ontology annotation, cellular component: mediator complex.